This is a messenger RNA of Perca flavescens (yellow perch), 1227 nucleotides long. RefSeq lists its product as uncharacterized. Bases 45 to 698 code for a protein of 217 amino acids. NCBI's taxonomy places the organism in Eukaryota, Metazoa, Chordata, Actinopteri, Perciformes, Percidae. The record is from RefSeq and is a predicted model, not a curated record. The transcript is spliced from 6 exons.
GUGUGGGGAAAAAGUGCUGAGCCUCAGUGAGCAUUACACUGAAGAUGAAGUUUUCCUUUGUCUUGUUUCUUUUAUUAGAUAUUCCUCAUCUAAAAGGGCAGCAGAGGAUCGAGGCGUUUGAACACGUCCUGCUGAGACUGGCCUUCCCUUCCGUUUACAACAGUUACAACAAGUCUUGCUGUAAACUCUAUCCAGGAGGAUGCUACAAGCUGCUGGACAGUGCAGGAUUUACCUGCGAUUUACUGAAAGGAAGAGUGACGAAAACUGAGAGAGACGGCUGGAUAGAAUUUAAAAUAUCAAAUGUGCGGUUUGUGGACGGAGGCUAUUACAGAUGUAUUGUGCUAGGAACUCAAAACCUCAUCUACAGUGAUUACUAUGUUGAGGUGUCUGAGGUUUCAGGUCACCACAGCCAGUCUCAGCCUUCACUGACGACAACCAUCAAAGCCCCCAACACCUCCACAAUACUCCCAGACUCCACUGGGCCUGCUCUGGCACAGGACCACAGUGACAGUCCCAGAAUUCCCUGGAGUUUUGGCCUGCCACUAGCUGUCAUUGUGUCAAUUACGGUGAUGAUUUUGAUCACUUCAGUCAUUGGAGUUGUUUGCUGCAGAGUCCAGACAAAACGUAAACUGCCAGACAAAUGUGGAGAAACUCUGUGUGAGUCACUGAAACAAGACGCCCCGAACACUGUCUCUUGACAUAGUGAGUCUCCCGCAGGAAAUGAGCGCCAUAGUCUACACAACGGUGGACUUCAGAGCUCACCAGAAACCGACAGAGGUGUACGCAAACCUGAGGAUGCACAAAACACAAGCGGGAGCCCCUGACUCGACCUGGAGCGCAGAACAUGAUGGGAUGGUGGAGUACUCCACAUUGGCCAUCCACCAGAGAAUACCUCUGAACGUUUAGUUAGUUUUUGAUUUUAAUGGGACAGAAUAUAUUUGUUCCGACACUUUCUAAAUGAACUUUGUUUAUUUUACACAUAAAUGUCAGUUUGCGAGUCAUGCUUAGUACCGCUCAGCCUGUGUAGAGUUUGAAAGACAUUCACCAGGCAGGAAUGAUCUAACAAAAACAUCCAUUUGGUUGCAUUAUGGAAAAUGUAGGAUACAGCAUUUUUGGAGCUUGACUAAAAAUCAUCAUCAUCUGCCGAUUUGGUUUGAACUAAUCUUUUGUCCGUUGGGAGUCCCCCAACUUUAUGGAAGUGUAAUAUGUAAUACUGAACUACCGCUU